Messenger RNA from Penicillium egyptiacum, 2964 nucleotides. The record is from the annotation of a GenBank genome assembly. NCBI's taxonomy places the organism in Eukaryota, Fungi, Ascomycota, Eurotiomycetes, Eurotiales, Aspergillaceae.
AUGGGAAAAGAAACUGCUGUCGCCGCAAAUCCAACCCAAAAGCAAGACACAGAUACCAGAGAGGCGGAAUCUACUCCUGCUUCUCUCUGGGACAAAGCAUACGAUUCUCUGAAACAAGAACAAUCCAAUUUACUGUCCAGAUAUGAGGACCUUUUGUCCCGAGUACUUAUAAAGGCUGAGGCGAACGACCUGUCAGCCCCGAACCAGGGAGAAGACUCCGGUGAUGUCAGCAAUCGGAUUCCUCAGCAUAAUACAACUGCCCGCCAAGAGAUACUGAAGCAGAUCACUGAACUGGGCCUGAAGCACAUGGAAGACAAGAAGGUCAAGGUGACAAUCCUAGGACAUGAGAUUGGCCUGCAAGAUAGUAUUGGAAAGGUUGGUGAGACUGUGGAUUGGGCACGAAAAUACAUACAGGAUGCGAUCAAGGAUGUGCCUUAUGCGUCAGCUGUGAUGGCAGGCAUCUCACUUAUCCUUCCCCUCUUGAAGAACCCAGCCGCUAUCGACACUGCUAGCCGGGAGGGGUUUACAUAUGUUACCUCACAAACCCGCUAUUACAUUGAGAUGGAGUCACUCCUGUUACCCGAGGACAUGAAGCCUGACUUGAAGUCUGACUUGACGGAACGUGUUCUGGACCUGUAUAAAUUGGUCAUUGAAUUCCAGGUGCAGAGUGUCAUGAGGUUUUACCGCAGCCGGACCAAGAAUUACUUCAGGAGUAUAAUCAACUACGACAGCUGGAAAGAUAAACUGGAGCACCUUCAGAAGGAAGAGUCAAGUCUUGAGGAGAAGUUUGAGAAAGCUUUAUCCAGCACGAGUUUACAGCAAUUGAAGAAACUGGCGAGGGAAGCAGAAGGAUCGCGCAAGACCCUGGAUAACAUUCUCAACAAUAUUCAGGAGCUUGUUUUCAUUUCUCAAGACCAAAAGGCAAUCCUUGAGAGGACUGAGAGACACUUGUCUAAUGCGGAGGACCGACGGUGCCGAGAGACUCUCCAGGCCACUGACCCUAGCCUUGACAAAGAGCGAAUCGAGGAAGACAAGGGUGGUCUUCUCAAAGACUCAUACAGCUGGGUGCUCAGCAAUGAUGAUUUCCAGAACUGGAGGGAUGCGAGUUACAGCCAACUUCUGUGGAUCAAGGGGGAUCCUGGCAAGGGCAAGACAAUGUUACUAUGCGGGAUUAUUGAUGAGCUGUCAAAGAUGGCUACGGAUAAGACGAACAUUUCGUUCUUUUUCUGCCAAGCUACUAAUAGUCGCAUCAAUAAUGCCACAGCCGUCCUGCGGGGCCUGAUAUAUAUGCUUGUGCGGCAACAACCGUCACUUAUCACGCAUGUCCGCGACGGCUGCUUCGAGGGCGAGAAUGCCUGGUUUGCUUUACUCAGAGUCUUCAACAGCAUUCUCGAAGAUCCACAUUUACACAGAACUUACCUGAUUAUCGACGCACUUGACGAGUGCACUGCGGACUUGAGCCGACUUCUUCAUCUUCUGGUCCAAAAGUCACCAGCUUGUUCGCACGUUAGAUGGAUCGUCUCUAGCCGCAACUGGCCGGGCAUUGAGAAAGACCUCAAUGACACGACGCAAAUAAAGCUCCGUCUUGAGCUAAACGAGGACAUUUUGACUGCUGCUGUUGACUCAUUUAUCCAGUACAAAACAAAUAAGUUGGCAGAAGAGAACAAUUACAGCCCCAGGCUUCGGGAUGAUGUCCAGCAUCACUUAGUAUCAAAGGCAAAUGGCACCUUUCUCUGGGCCGCAUUGGUUUGCAAGAAUCUCGCGCGAGUCCCGGCAAGAAAUGUUCGGAAGAAGUUAGAAAAUUUCCCUUCUGGCCUGGAUGAGCUCUAUCAGCGAAUGUUGAAUCAAAUCAGUGAAUCAGACGAUGCUGAAUUCUGCAAGCAUCUUCUUGACAUUACCACGACCGUUUACCGUCCUGUUACCUUGGAUGAAUUGGCAUCUUUUAUCGACCUACCUGAAGACGUUGCAGGAGAUUACGAGACUUUGAAAGAGAUAAUAGAGUCCUGUGGCUCUUUCCUGACGCUCCGAGAACGCAAAAUCUCCUUGGUCCAUCAGUCAGCCAAGGACUUUCUACUGCAAAAAGCAUCUGCUAAAAUAUUUCUUGGCCAUGCGGAAAAUAUACACCAUUUCAUUUUCUCAAGAUCGUUGCAAGUCAUUUCUGGGAUACUGCGACGCGACAUCUUCAACAUUCGAUCACCAGGAUUCCCGAUCGAUCAGGUCAAAACGCCCUAUCCGGAUCCAUUAGCAGCGGCGCAGUAUUCGUGCGUAUAUUGGGUUGACCAUCUCCUUGACUAUCAUGCCGGCCAGACCGAAGGAUGGUCUAAAGACUUGCAAGAUGGCGGUAUGGUUGACGAGUUUUUGCGAACAAAAUAUCUUUAUUGGUUUGAGGCCCUUGCUCUUCUCCGAUGCCUCUCAGAAGGAGCGCUCGCGAUAUCGCGGCUAACAGACUUAGCUCAGAGAGUAGCAAAAGGAUCCCAAUUGCUAAGUCACAUCCAAUAUGCACGCCGAUUUAUUCUUUAUUUCAAGGGAGCGAUAGAACAAAGUCCUCUACAAGUGUACACUUCUGCACCCGUGUUCAGCCCAGCCUGCAGCUUGAUACGAGGCUUGUUCAAGAAAGAGGAGCCUCAAUGGAUUAUGAACAAGCCAGCCAUGGAAGAUAGCUGGAGCGCUUGCUUACAGACCCUCGAGGGCCAUAGCCACGGGGUCAGUUCAGUCGUCUUUUCCCACGACUCCAGGCUCCUCGCCUCCACUUCGGACGAUAAGACCCUUAAACUCUGGGACGCCACCAACGGCCAGUGUCUGCAGACCCUCGAGGGCCAUAGUUACCGGGUCAAGUCAGUCGUCUUCUCCCACGACUCCAGGCUCCUCGCCUCCGCCUUGCUCGAUAAGACCGUUAAACUCUGGGACGCCACCAACGGCCAGUGCCUACAGACCCUCGAAGGCCAUAGUCACUCGGUCUGGUAA